Guillardia theta CCMP2712 is the source of this 708-nucleotide messenger RNA. RefSeq lists its product as hypothetical. NCBI's taxonomy places the organism in Eukaryota, Cryptophyceae, Pyrenomonadales, Geminigeraceae. The record is from RefSeq and is a predicted model, not a curated record. The transcript has a single exon. The coding region runs from base 1 to 708 and encodes 235 amino acids.
AUGGCUUCUGUGGAUAAUUUUGAAACGCUGAUGGAUUUGAAAACGGGAGACCAAGCAAAGCGGAUGGUGAAUCGGCUGCAUGGAAUGUAUCGUGUUGGAGACAAUGUGCACUGGGGGCUUGUCAGCAGGUUUGUCGCCACAGAGCUAGCACAGAGGCUUGGAGAAACUUUUGUGAGAAAGAUCGAGCAGUUGGUGGGGAUCGCUCAGAAUCCGAUACUUCGUUGUUUGUUGUUUGAGAUGCUAUUCUUUGCUCGGAUAGGAAACAACCCAGGGCUACGUGUGACCAGUAGGACAGGAGAAGAAGUCAAUUGGGAGAGCCUUGCUGUGAAGACGUUUGACCCGACACAACUCUAUACGUCUGGAAUCGAGAGGAGUGUAUGCCUAAAGCCAAUAGCUUGGAAUCAGGGCAGCUACGACGCGGUGAUUCUAGAUCUAAGGGAGAGGAUAGUGCGCUUUGUGCAGGUGACAGCGGCAAGCAAGCAUGACCUGAGACUGCAGUACUUUGCAGACUGCAUGGAUGCCUUGAGCAUCGAAAGAUGGGGUCAAUGGAAGUUGGAGAUUGUUUUCGUCGUCUCAAAGGACAAUCUUGCAGAGUUCAGUCUGAGCGAGGUGGUCGAGGAAGGCGCGCUCGCUAGGUAUGGUUGGAGAGCCGGAGAGGAAGCGAGCAAAGCGUGUGUGGUUGGGAUGGACCCUAGACCACAAGGAUGA